Rhea pennata is the source of this 1719-nucleotide messenger RNA. It is a transcript of the gene ADAD1, whose product is annotated as adenosine deaminase domain containing 1. Bases 1 to 1719 code for a protein of 572 amino acids. The record is from RefSeq and is a predicted model, not a curated record. Lineage: Eukaryota; Metazoa; Chordata; Aves; Rheiformes; Rheidae. Gene Ontology annotation, cellular component: nucleolus; cytoplasm. Gene Ontology annotation, molecular function: double-stranded RNA binding; double-stranded RNA adenosine deaminase activity; tRNA-specific adenosine deaminase activity. Gene Ontology annotation, biological process: adenosine to inosine editing; RNA processing. The transcript has 11 exons.
AUGGCUAGCAGUGAGUGGUUUCAGAGUGCCAGAAUGCCCACCUCUAAUCCCACACAAAAGAAGAACUUGCUAGCUCAUGCUCCUAUGCAGCGUGUGAAUGUAAGCCCAGAAUUUUCACCUUCUCAGAGGUGCUGUGCGCAAAAUUCAGCCCGGAAGGUGACACAAAUUGCAGAACCUUUGUGUGCCAAAGUAGCCCAUCCAUCUCCAGUGUCAUCACUUCCUUCAAAGAGAAUACUAGAGGGGCUUAUUGCAAAAUAUAAAAGUGGAGUAAUAAACCCAGUAUCUGCUCUGCAUCAGUUUGCGCAAAUGCACCGUGUACCACUUGAAUUGAAAGAAACUAGUGUGUCUGGCAAUAAUAUAGGGACAUAUUUUGCUUUUUGUGCUGUGGUGGAUGGUGUUUGCUACAAGACUGGAUUGGGACAAAACAAAAAAGAAGCUAAAUCAGAUGCUGCUAAAUUAGCUCUUGUUGAGCUGCUUGACUUGGAGUGUGUAGAGGCAGUGGAUUCUGAAAAGUCAGGUCCUCCUUGUAUUCCCAUUGAAGCCAAACUGCCAGCAAACUCUGUUCAUGUUUCAAAGAUACGUUUUGAAGGAAGACCUCUUAUGUAUCAAAAGCUUUCACAGACACUCAAAGGAGUAUUUAAUAGUCUAACUGCCAAAUAUCCUGAGUACCGAAGUUGUGGCAGUUCACUAGCUGCCUUCAUCAUUGAAAAAGCUGGACAGCAUGAAGUUGUAGCUCUAGGAACAGGAGAAUACAAUUACAGCCAGUGCUUUCAUCUUCGUGGGAGAGUGGUGCAUGACAGCCAUGCCAUUGUUACUGCAAGACGUUCGCUACUUAGAUAUUUUUAUAGGCAUCUUCUCCUAUUCUAUAAUGAAAAAACAGCAAGGACGGAGAAAUCCAUAUUUUGCACAGUGCCAGAUUCAAAGCUGCUUACCCUAAAGCAAAAUAUAAAUAUUUUUCUCUAUAUGAAUCAGUUGCCGAAAGGAUCUGCUCAGUUAAAAUCACAGUUGCACCUCAAUCCACAAUCUGUAUCUGCUUAUGAAGCUAAUGAAGAAUUGAGUCUUCAUGUUGCCGUAGAAGGCAAGAUUUACCUAACUGUUUGUUGUCCUCCUAAAAUUGUUAGAGUAAACAGCAUGUCAGCUAGUGACAAAUUAACCAAAUGGGAAGUGGUUGGUAUUCAGGGAGCGUUGCUGAGUCACUUCAUUCAACCAGUUUAUAUCAACACUAUACUCGUAGGAGAUGGAAAUUGCAAGGAUACAAGAGGAUUAGAAAUAGCUAUAAAACAACGUAUUGAUGAUGCACUUUCAUCAAAGCUUCCCAUGCUUUAUCUAGUCAACAGAUCUCAUACUUACUUGGUGAAUGCUGCACACACAGUUCAAAUGGAUGUAGAACAGAGGUCUCUUAGUUUGAAUUGGUCUUUGUCAGAUACAUCACUGGAGGUUGUGGAUGGGCUAAGUGGAAAAACCACUGAAAGUUCACCAUUCAAAAGUGGUGCUUGCCUGGCAAGUCGCCUUUGCAAGGCUGCAAUGUUUAGUCGUUUCAGAUUGCUUGCUAAGGAAGCAAAACAGAAUGACUUGCUUCAAGUUGAUACGUACUAUGAAGCUAAGAUUAAAUCUAUAUCAUACCAAGAAGCUAAAAACUUACUGAAAUGCUACUUAGAGCAGCAUAGUUAUGGAUCUUGGAUUGUGAAGUCUCCAUGUAUUGAACAGUUCAGUGUCUGA